Molecule: messenger RNA, 5091 nt
Organism: Physella acuta
Lineage: Eukaryota; Metazoa; Mollusca; Gastropoda; Physidae
Product: mucin-21
Biological process (GO): apoptotic process; positive regulation of apoptotic process
Cellular component (GO): cytoplasm
Source: RefSeq, a predicted model, not a curated record
UUUUGGAAACGAGGCCAUCAAAUAUCUGUGCGUCUUUUGACAUGUUUGUGUUGCGAUUUCAAAGCUCGACCUGCACUGCAAUGACUACUAGACAGCUGAUUAUCCUGCCGGCUUUGUAUUAACAAUGGGAUAAUCUACAAUCCGAUAAAAUAGUGUAAUAUCUCCAUCCCGACGAUCAUCUCAUGUGUUAAGACUCGUAAUUGGGUCAACGUGUUUUGAUUUUCGCUUUUCAUCUAAGAAAAUAACAGUCAACACUCAGUCAACACUGGUGACUCGUGCGAACAACACGGAACACACCUGUUUUUAAAACAGUUAGUUAUAAGUUGGUUUUAUUUUUAGACCGCGUCUAUUAUCGUCACACAAACUUUCCGGUCGCCCUGUUGUCGGGUGGUUGCCUCCUGUUGAUUUAUCAAGUAAUGUAACAAACUUUUGCUAGUCAUCUGUCAUAAAAAUAAAACACAGACAAUCAUGGCUUCUAGUUCUGUAAGCCAGGAGAGCUUAGACAUGGAAGACUUGGAUAACAUGGCCAGGAGGAACAGGAUACGUGUUCAUCGAGUACACAGUGGCCGAGGGGCCUUGCCUCACAGAGCUCCCCCAGAUAACCUGGAUGGAGGAGAUCAAGAAAGUAAGAGCGCUGACCACCUCAAUGGUGAGAUGGGCACGGGAGAUGGCUUAGGCCUAUCUGGGCAUGGUCACCUGCCUGUUGACCAUGAGUCCCCGACAAGAGGUGCGGCUGCCAGGCUCAAGGAAAAAAGAAGCCGAGCCAAUCAUAUGAAGGGAAAGUUGCCGAAAGACAAGAGGAAGUUGAGAGAGAAACGCAGGAGCACCGGUGUUGUUCACUGCAUGCCAUCCACUGAAAGCACUGGUGAUUCCCUUGAUGAUGAAGAUGAUGAUGAAGAUAGUCAUGGCCAUGACACAAAGAAAAACACAACUUAUAAUGAAAGUUCAAUAGGAGGUCGUCACCAUGACAACCUGUAUGAGGGAAGACAUUCCUCAAAUCCAGUCUAUUCCCAUCAACGCAGGAACAAAAGCCCAUCUGAUCUUGAAGCUGAUCUGGAAGACAAUCAAGACUAUGAUAGCACUGUCAGCCACUCUGAGACUAAUCUUUCAUUAAUCGGUCGUUCCGAGUCUUCUGAAAUUUCACAGAAUUUACCUGGACGACAAGCAGGAAGUGUUGGCGGCCGGCUUGGUGGCAGCACUUUCAAUGCCAGGUACUCCCCAGAAUCAAACCGUGCUCUCAAAUUUGCCACCAGCAACGUCUCAAGCGAUGCUGAUUCCUCUGCAAGAACUUAUACACCCUCAACAUCCUCCUCUUCUUCUUCUAUACUGUCUCGGUGCCGGGACCCAGAAUCCCCACGCUCCACGACCGGCGCUUCGGUUGGUAACAACGGCACAAGCACUGAACCAGACUCUCCUCGCAGGAUUAACACCGCAACCACAUUCACACCAGCUGAUGCUAAUCAAAAUCAACCUAUACAACCAAAGUCUGGCACGUUUUCCGUUUAUCGUGAAACAAAUCCUCCCACAACCAAGAGUGACAAACCACCCUUCUCGUCGUAUGUUGCUAGUGCUUCAAGGUUUAAAGAUCGAGAGGGCGGAGCAUCAGGAGUUGGAUCUAUACAGAGCAGACUGGCAAGCUACCAGUCUCCGCGGCCAUUUGUGUCGUCCACUCUCAACUCCUCAUCGUCUACCCAGCAACAGAAUGACACCAUUGUACAGCUAGAAAAGCAACUGGAAAAAGAAAGACAAGACAACAAAAGGUUGCAGCUACAGCUGGAGGAGAAAGACAAAAAAAUAGCCGAGCUGGAAAAGGCUAUUGAACUGUUGAACACGGAAUGUGAUGGUUUGGAUGAAGACAAUUUAAAACUUCAAGAGGAGAACAAAGCCCUCAUCAGAGCUAUGUCUAAGCUGACAUCAAAUGUUUAAUGUGUUUUUUUUAAACAUUGAUCUCCAUAAUUUAACUGUAGUCAUUUAUUUAAAAUCUGUGUGGUUAUAUUGUAAUAUAGAAAUUUUGUGACCUAUUUACAUUACAAAAAGUUGGUUGUGUAUUAUUGUACACAUUAUGACUGAGAUUUGAUCUUUACGGAGCUAAAAAUACAUGGGUACAGCAGUUAUAAUUAAGUACCUUGUCCCAUGGAGAGGGUAUUAGUUUCAGUAAUAAGUUUGUGAACAAAAUAUAUCACAUACUAUCCUAUAGUAAAUUAUUAAAAGAACUUUGAGAUUCAAAGCAUGUUCCCAUGGAAUCCUUGCAGUAUAGGCUUAGUUGCUUAAUCUUGAAGGCAUAAGAAAUAAUUCAUGCAUAGAAUGGUUCAUAUUUAUCUGUAUAUUGAACUAGCUCAUUUGCAACAACUUUUUAAAAAUUAUUUUUAAAAAUUGAAUCAGUGUAAUUUUUUUGGUUUUUUUUUUUUUUUUUUUAAAUUAUUUCAAGUGCAUUUGUAAAAAAAAUGUAUGUAUUUGUUUUGUAAACUUAUUCAUAAGUAACAGUAACAUUGACUUCAAAAAAAUAUUAUAAUCAUGUUUUUUUUUAGCUAACAUAUCUAAUUAUUUGCUUAACAACACUGGAAAUUUGAAUGUAGAAUUUUAAAAAACAAACUAAUCUAACUAGACCUGUUAUAAUUACUGUUAUAUUUGAUUUUAAAAUUUAACUUAACUAUAAAAUUAGGCUGAAAUGAUUUUUUUAAGGUUACCAUAAUACUCAGUUUAUCUUAAAUCUUGCUUUAAUUAGUUAUACAUGUGUUGAUGUCAAAACAAUGUACAAAAAACAAGGGAAGAUCAUUCCAAGAUAAAAUUAAUUUUACCAUUUUAUCAACUGCACUCAAUACUUCAUCCACAUUUGAAAUAAAUUUAAAAAGCUUGUAUAAAGAAUGCAAAGGAAAGGAUUAAUUUUAAACACAAUUGUUUAUUACUAUAACUUUAUACAGUACUUAUAGAGGGAUAUUUCUAACUUGGAAGAAACUGUUUAGCUUAACCUAACUGAAAUCUAAGAUCUACAUAACAAUUAAAAAGUAGUUCUGGUUAUUAAAGAGCUGCCACUUGCGCAUGGCAUGAUAUAAAGUACUGUAUGCUCAUUUUUAUGUAAAAACUAAUGAACUGUAAAUGCUUUUUUUUUUAAUGCAAAUUCUUUAUAAUGUUUUAGAAAAUUAUUAAAGGCGUAUGUCCAUGUGUUCAGUGUGAAAUCUUAUGAAUCAACUGUUUUAUUUAUUGAAUUGUUCAUUUUAGACCUUGUUCAUUUCAGCAUAAUCAAGUGUAUUCAAAUAAAUCUUUCAAGGAAUAUUCCUAUGGACUGUAUACUGACAAUAUUAUUGUCUGGAAGUAUUUGUAUUUGUCUUGGAAGCGCUAAUUAUCUGAAGAUAAGAUGUAAAUACACAGACUCAUGUUGUCACUAUGUAUGUUAAAGUAUUUCCACUGUUUAACUCAAGCCUUGAUGAGGACUGAUGAAUGUCAUGCGUUGAAGUGUCGUAUAUAAUAUUAUUUCUCCUGUUUAAAAAUAGUAACCUGAUGUAUGAUAAUGCUUCGUCUAACUACACCUGUCAAUUUAAGGCAACAUUUCUUUAACCCUGCACCUAGCUGUUCUUCUGGGAGCAGAAACCGUAAAAAUAAAAAACAGGUAACUCUAGGCCACGACUGCUUUGUUCUUUCAAAAUAAAAUAAUUAUACUUACCUAUUUAUUUUACAAAAUGAGUUUGAAGUGGUUCACAAGAUGUUUGGCUAAUGCAGAACAAAGCAAACUGAAGGAGAACUAGACCUAGAAUGUGUUGUUGUAUUAUAUAGUUGUAUUUUAUUUAUUGAAGUUUGUUGAUGUGGUUAUACAAGCUUGUCAUAAUUUUAUACACCAUUCCAUAAUAAGUGAUCAAACCUAGGUUGUAAAAGAUUCAAAAGGUUGCAAAAAAAAUAAUUUAUCAUUAACGACACAUUCUUUUGUAAUUAUUAAAUUGUCCAUUAACGUUGAAUAUUUUGCAUAUAGGACUAAAACUACAUUUUGUAUAUACAUCAAUGAAUAUUAGUGGAAUUUUCAUUUAAAAUCAGUCUUUCAUUAAAAUUCCACCCAUGAGGUUUUGACCACCCAUCUCACAUUCAGCUUGUAUUCUUUAUAAUUGUAAAGGUUUCUUGGUAUCAUCUUUUUACAAUGCACACUUAAUUCUUUCAAAUAUUUUCCUUUCGGCUUCAUAAACAUUUUUUUUUUUAGUAUUUUAUAAUUAUUAGAAAUGUCAUUAUCCAAUUUUAGAAAUUGUCAGAACUUUAAAUUUCAGCAUUAAGCGUUGUGUCCAUACCAGUCAUUGUAUGUAUUAAUAAUUAAAGGUUGUUUUUUUUUUUACUUUUUUUCUGCAAUAUGGGUUGUCAAAAAACUGUGAGCAUUUAUUUAAUUUUUUUUUCUCUAUUGAAAUACUUGAAUUGUUGUCUUGUCCAGAAUGUUUUAAACUAUGCAUCAAACAAAAUUUGAGUUAUACUUCUGUUGGUAGAAAAUUGUUUAAUGUACUAUGCAGAAGGAAUGAGUGGGUAGUUGUUUUUUAUUUUCAAAAUUAGUGUUUGUAUCCCUUGAUUAACUUCUUGUUACUUCAUAGGUUGUGGAUAUUGAAAAAUCAGUAAUUUGUUUGUAAUAUACCUAUAAAACAAAAUUAUAUUCGUCAAUUUUACACAGCUGUCUAGGCAUGGUUUUUAUUUUUGUUAAAGCUACAGUUGAUUAAUAUUUGAAAAUUACCAUUUAAGAUUAUACAUAUUUUUAAAAAUACAUUUUUAUUUCUUUAGGAUAUUUGCAUGGUAUACUGGUUAUUCCUGCUGUACUAAUAUUAAAAAAAAAUGUCUCGAUUUAUUUAAUUUUUUUAAAAUUUAGGAACUAAUGUGAAGCACUUUGAAAAUUCCUAACAAAAACUCCUUAUUUAAAAUUAAAUCAACCACGUAUACUUUUCAAGACUCAAUCCCGUUACAUUUUUAUUUUACAUUCCACCAAUUGGUUUUCAAUUUUUACAGACAUUUAAAACUGCUACUCACUAUGUUUUUGUAUUUUGUGUGAGGAUACUUGGUAUUUUAUUCUAUUUUAGAUUUACAUUUAAAACUAGUGGACCAAUUGUAUUAAAGUUUGUACACAUUCAA